Molecule: messenger RNA, 792 nt
Organism: Cannabis sativa
Lineage: Eukaryota; Viridiplantae; Streptophyta; Magnoliopsida; Rosales; Cannabaceae
Product: protein RKD2-like
Exons: 2
Coding region: 166-792 (208 amino acids)
Molecular function (GO): DNA-binding transcription factor activity
Source: RefSeq, a predicted model, not a curated record
AAUCAUUUUUUGUGGUUGUCACUCGUUGCAGAUGAGUUUUUAUAUAACGAUAAUAAUGGAAUUAUUGGGUUCGGAGUAUGGGAUGAGUUUGGGCUUCUUGGGUAUGAUCAACCCAAUAUUACUACUAGUGAUCAUCAUCGGGUUGGUGAGAAGCCAUUAUCAUUAAUGUGCAAUGAUAAUAUUGAUCGUCGUGAAAGUAACUAUGGAGAUAAUCAUGAUGGAAAAGGAAAGGACAUAAUAAUAAAGGAAGAGAGGAAGGUGAAUAAUAAGAGGCCGUAUAGAUCAUCAUCAGUAUUGGUAAUAUCAGAAGAGAAGAGCAGUUCAAAAAGGUUAUCUAAGGAAGUAUUGUCAAAGUAUUAUUACAUGCCUAUAACCCAAGCAGCUAAAGAGCUUAACGUAGGAUUGACUCUUCUCAAGAAAAGGUGUAGAGAAUUGGGUAUUAGACGUUGGCCUCAUAGAAAGCUUAUGAGCCUCCAAACCCUCAUAAAAAAUGUUCAGGAUUUGAGGAAUGGAGAAAGUAAUAAUGAAGAAAACGAUUCAAGGUAUAAACAGUACAUAGAGUUGUUGGAGAGAGAGAAGAAGUUAGUGGAGGAAGUUCCCGAUGUUGAGCUUAAUGAGGGCACAAAGAGGCUAAGACAAGCUUGUUUCAAAAACAACUAUAAAAAGAGAAAGAUGAUUACGACGACGACCACGACGAUGGAUUAUUGUAGUACUACUGAUUUGGAGGAAGAAGAAGAUGACGAAAUCAAGUUUCUUUUGUCUGACUCAUUUUCUUCCAGUAGCAUGUACUGA